AUGCAAGAAUUUUUUAACAUUCAUCAAGAAGAGAACCAAUCCGUUAUAUCAUUUUAUGAAAAUAUAAUUCGGAAAUAUAGAAAAUCUCGACAAUUUAUUACUGAACAACAAGUUAUCACAGUAUUACAAAAUGGUGUUAAAAAUUCAUUAAAAGAAUAUUUAAUUCGUAAUGAAAAAGAAAUUAAAAAACCAGAAGAAUGGUUGCAAUUAGCAAAAGAAGAAGAAUAUAUACAAAAACGAAUUCAACAACAACGUAAUGGUUUAUAUUCUGGAACAAAAAAUAAAACAUUUUUUGAACAUAUUUUACCAACUGCAACAGUUCAACCAACACCAUCGAAUUUUCAAUUGUCGAGUCAACAGCCCUCUACAUCACGUCAUUACUACAAACAACAACAUCAACAGCUACCAUCAUUAACAAAUAAUCGAACACACUCAAAACCAAAUAAGUUUAUAAAUCGUCAACAACAUCGAGAAAAUUAUCCAGAAAAUAAAAUUCAAAAAUCCAAUCCAUCACUUAUCGAUACCGGAUCGGCCAUCACUAUUAUACAUCAACAACUAUUAAAUGAUAUACCACAUGAAAAAUUAAUACCAAAAACAAUAAAUCAUAUAUCUGCAAAUUGCUCAACAUUAGAUAUUGUUGGUGAAAUACCUUUAGAAAUAAAUGUUAAUGGAAUAACAACAACAAUUAUUGCUGAUGUUACAACCAAUCUGGUUACGAAUUUAAUAUUAGGUAGUGAUUGGAUUCAAUCAAACAACGUUUAUAUUCUUACACCUGAACAACGAAUUAUGAUCCGAAGUCGAGGUAAAGAAGUAUCAACUCCUUUUGUAAAACCACCUCUUUUAAAUUAUCCAGUUACUCUUAUUAAUCAUAUUACUCUUCCUCCUUUUUCAGAAAAAAUAGUAGAAGCACAAGUUCAACAUAACAAUAUGAUAGAUGUAUUAUUUGAACCAAAUCCUCGAUUAAAAAAUAAAGCAUUAUUUACUGCAACUGCAUUACUGAACAUUGAAAAUAGACGAAUAAAAAUUAGUAUAAUUAAUGCAACGAAUCGACAACAAACACUUUCCGAAGGAACCAAAUUAGGUAUAGUAACACAAUUAUCUUCUACAAUUGGUGUUACCAUACCAUCAAAUUAUUUGAUAGAACGCAUUCCGGAAGGAAAAGCGUGUAAAGAGCUCAUUCCUGAAGGGAAAGGAGCGAACAAAUCAAAUAAAUUAAAUUGUAACAACAUACCAACUAUAGCAUCACACGGAAAACAACGUCAAUGUCGUAAAUGUUAUCAACAUUUUGAUACUAGCAAUGAAUUAUUCAAGCAUCUUAGAAAUCAAUGUUAUCCUGACGAAAUAAGACAGCAAAUAAAUAAAUUAACUGAACACAUUAGCGAUGAUAAACAACGAGAACAAAUUUUAAAAAUUUUAUGGAAAUAUGGAAAAUUAUUUGACAUUAGUGAACCAUCAAAAAUUGAUAUAAUUUUAAAAAAUGCUAUUGAUACUGGUACACACCGUCCUGUUCAUACUCCACCAUAUAGAAAAUCAAACAAAGAUCAAGAAACCUUAAGAAAAGAAACAGAUAAAUUAUUAAAAAAUGGAAUUAUUGAACAUUCAACAUCACCAUGGUCUUCACCUGUCGUUUUAGUAAAAAAGAAAGAUGGAACAACAAGAUUUUGCGUCGAUUAUCGUCGCUUAAACCAAAUUACAACAAAAGAUGCUUUUCCAUUACCAAGAAUUGAUGAUAUUUAUGACCAAUUAACAAAAGCAGCAUAUUUUACAAAAUUCGAUUUUAAAGCUGGAUAUUUUCAAGUACCAUUAGACAAAUUAGAUCGACCAAAAACAGCAUUUUCAACUCGAGAUGGACAUUUUCAAUUUAAAGUAUUACCAUAA
Rotaria sp. Silwood1 is the source of this 1878-nucleotide messenger RNA. NCBI's taxonomy places the organism in Eukaryota, Metazoa, Rotifera, Eurotatoria, Philodinida, Philodinidae. The record is from the annotation of a GenBank genome assembly.